This is a messenger RNA of Indicator indicator, 478 nucleotides long. It is a transcript of the gene RPL39, whose product is annotated as ribosomal protein L39. Gene Ontology annotation, biological process: translation. Bases 44 to 199 code for a protein of 51 amino acids. NCBI's taxonomy places the organism in Eukaryota, Metazoa, Chordata, Aves, Piciformes, Indicatoridae. Gene Ontology annotation, molecular function: structural constituent of ribosome. The transcript has 3 exons. The record is from RefSeq and is a predicted model, not a curated record. Gene Ontology annotation, cellular component: cytosolic large ribosomal subunit; ribosome.
CUUCCGCAGCCGCCAUCGUCGGGACGCCAGGCAUCUCCUCGCCAUGUCGUCCCACAAGACCUUCAAGAUCAAACGCUUCCUUGCUAAGAAGCAGAAGCAGAACCGGCCAAUCCCACAAUGGAUUCGCAUGAAAACGGGCAAUAAGAUCAGGUACAACUCCAAAAGGAGACACUGGAGAAGGACCAAGCUGGGCUUGUAAAAAAGACUGUCCCCUGGGAACUCUAAUAACACUUGUCUUUCUGCAUCAGAUGGAUCCACCCCCUAUGCUGUUGGGCAACACCCAAGUGAUUCCUUACGUAGUGCUGGACUGCAGUCCCCAGUGUUCUGGGGUUUCUAUAAGCUAGUCUGGGAUAUCGAUGUUAAAAUCUUGGAAGCAAUUUGCGUCUGAAACAUGGAGACUGUGUUCUAUUAGUGUUCUUUUUUCAGGCACCAUCACAAGUAUUGACAGUGUACAGGCUUACUAAUAAAUAUGAACCUG